Penicillium brevicompactum is the source of this 3051-nucleotide messenger RNA. RefSeq lists its product as uncharacterized. The transcript has a single exon. The record is from RefSeq and is a predicted model, not a curated record. NCBI's taxonomy places the organism in Eukaryota, Fungi, Ascomycota, Eurotiomycetes, Eurotiales, Aspergillaceae. Bases 1 to 3051 code for a protein of 1016 amino acids.
AUGCCACGCUCAUCAGCUGCGGCUAGGAAGAACCAGAGCAACCGGCAGGAGAAUGGUGUCGUCGGUCCCGGCAAGAAAGUGACCAAGCAGAAAUCCAACAGCCAUCUGAACGGCAACUCGGGCAACGGCUCAGCUACCGGGCCGGGCGCGUCCGUUCCCUUCGACCUAUCCUCCGCACGUUCGACAAGCGACACGGCCGUCCUGUCACCCACGGUCGCCGGCAAGGGAGAUAGUGCGAAGGAUGGCAAUGUGCGUGGGAUGUUGAACGGGCACAGCAAGGGUGGAGAAAUGGCAUCCGCGCAGGACAGUGAUGUGCCCCAGAACGGCGGUAUAUCAGGCCAUGGCGCUCGCAAUGGAACCUCCAAACGAUCCGGAUCCAAUGCUUCGAUCAAUCCGCUACAGCUCGCCUCCACCAUCCUCAAGUCGUGCCCCAUGUACGACACUAUCGCCAUUUUGAUUUUUCUGCUCCAGCUUCCACCUAUGGUUCUGACUCUGGUUCAAUUCCUCUUCGCAUCGCUCACAUUCAUGCCCCCGAGUGGCGCCGCCGCCGGCUCUCUGUCGUCAAAUUUCGACAUUUUCCAGGGCCCGGCGGGCACGCCUUCUCUGGGGACGAUGAUUGCGAUGGACGGCUUCUGCAUACUUCUCUGGGGACUCUUCAUGUGGACCUGGGCUCAAAAUUUCGCCAUUGACCUUGCUCACGUACAGGUCGCUAUCACUCUAGGCGGCGGGGGCUCCGGGAAGAAUGGCGGGGUCAAUGCUCUCUGUGUUGGAAUUGUCUUGCUUCUUCAUCUCGUUCGCAGCAAAGGCAUCCAAGACUUUGUUCUGGGUCAUCUUGUCUCCGCUAAACUGCUCAGUCCCGAUAUCCUCUCCCAAUUCUCGCAUCUGUUACCCGCCGAGUUCCGACGCUCCGAAGCCCAAUCCUCCCCGAGCUGGCUCCGUAGCCUCCUUGCGGUUCACAUACUGGCCCAGGCUGGAACAGCCAUGGCACGACGCUCCAUGGCGAAAAAUCGGUCCCCAACACCGUCACGAACUGGGAAGAGGGGAGAUACGGAGGCUUCGGCGGGCUCGCAGGGACAACCUGAUUCGGCUUUGGAAUCUGCUGCCAGCGUUUCAUCUUCCUUGGUUGGCCCGGAUGGCCAAUUGAAAGAUGGCAAAGAUCGGUUUACCUCCGCCAAAAAGCGCAGACGACAAGCAAAUCAGGUUCGAAGCCGGCAGCCGUUCUGGGCUGCUCUCGCCAGUACAAAGGUCACGGUUAUGCGAGAAUAUGAACAUUCACGGGCUGUUUCCAAAACAGCACGCAAUCUGACAAUGACGGAGGAGGAUCUUCAGGGUGUCUCUCUCGACGACGGGUUAGUAUGGAUUACGGAUGUGGACAGUUCUGCAAUCAAAUUUGCCGCAGGUGAAUUUACCGAUGAUCCAGCGCUAUCGGGCUCGUAUGAAGACGGACGCUGUGAAGGAGAUGCGGAGCCGUUCUAUGUCUGUGUCAAUGGUGCGCUUUGGGCUACCGCCACGAUAUGCAGGGUUUCAGAUGCCAAGGGACCGAGUGUGGUUCAGUGGCGCGGCGAAAUUGCUGGACUCGCUCCCAAUUGCGCUUAUACCUGUGCGUUCGUGCGCGUUGACACCGACGAGGAGAUCUGUGUUAUGAGUGUCAAGACGCCUGCGACGGCUGACACAGAGCAAGGUAAGUUAGCUGUCCCGCGGCGCUGUGCUGUCUUUCCAUGUGAGGUCAUGGCUCAUUUUGCAAAAGUCAUAUCCGCUAUAUCGACACCUCCCCAACCGCCAUAUCGUCCAUCAUCCCCUACCACAACUCUCAAAAAUUCCAUAGUCAAUGCAGAGUCCAAACUCAACGAAAAACGCAACCGCUUGAAGAAGACGAAGAACGAUCACAAAACUGCCAUCUCGAAAAUUCGCAAGGAGCUUGACAAUUUCAAUACCCGGCUUCACAGUGGAACCGAUGAAAACCGACAAAAGCAGCGCUCGCUGCAAUUGGAGCGAAACAUCAAACAAACUGAGGAGGCCACCGCAGCACUUGAAACCCAACUCGACACUAUGGAAACUGUUCCGGAGGAAGAGAUGGAAGAAUGGAGGGCACACAAAGCAGAGUUUGAACGCGAGGUCGAACGCUUCAAUGCCACCAAGGAAGAGGUUGCCGCUGCUCGCACUGCUGCGGCACAGGAGGUGGCGGCACUGGAGGCGGACUUGACCCAAGUGAUUCAGAAGCGAGAACGUCUUCAAGGUCGUCGCACUCGAGUAAACGAGCAAUACGAGCGCAUCAUUUCGGCCAAUGCCCAGGGAUUGAACGAACGCGAACGCCGGGCUGCGGAACAGUUUGCCAGAGAGCAGGACCAGUCAAAGAUGGAGAGCAAUUUCCACGAGCAGUUUGCAAGCAUCAGCCAAUCUGUCCAGGAUUUCCAACUCCGCACCAGUCAACUCUGGCAGCAGGCGUCAGCGAUCGAGCAGGCCAUACAGGUUCAGCAACAACAGAUGCUCCUUGACUCUGGUCCUCUUACGCCCGAAGGCAACUUGCCAGGCACCAAUCCGCUCCCGGAAACCAGCGGGUCAUCCUUGAACGCUUCAACUACCACUGCACCUAGCGUGCGAUCUCUACUCGGUCUCAGCUUUCCUCCCGCCAGAUCUAGCCCACUGCAGAUCUCCUCGUCGCCAAUCCGGGAAGAUUCGUCCAACCCGACCAGUCCGUCUCAAGACAUUCCUUUCCUACCACAGUUCCCGGCCUCUCCCGUCGGAAACCAGGGCUCGUACUUUGUGCCAGACAUCAACCACCGGGACCGUUCGUUCUCCAAUCGCUCCACCCACAGCAGCCAGUACGGCUCUGACUUCUUGGAUGCGAACCGGAUGCCGCCCAUGCAAUUUGAUUUGGCUGAGUUGCUCGGCGAAACCAAGUCGCGACCCAGUCCUGAUGCAUUCCUUCACGGAGGCGGUCGCUCGGCCCUGAGUCCUUUCCAAAGAGCAGCGAGUCGAGGUAGUGGAACCGGUAGUGGUAGUGGUGGCAGUGGAAGCGGCAGCGGCAGUCCACACUCCUCUCGAGACUAA